AAGGUGCAGUUCACUGUUUUCGUGGAGGGUCACAACUGCAGAUGCACGUGUCUGGACUUAUAAUGUAGACAAGCAAAGUGAAAUAAUUUCAGAUCUCUUGGUUAUUUACUUUUAUUUGUUUGCUUGUUUUAAUAACAGUGAAUCAAAUGUGAUUGCAGUCCACGUUCCUGUUCAUGGUCACUGGAAAUUUAAAAAUUGUCUGACCAUGACCACGUCUCCAAUAGUUUAUGUUUUGGCACUGGCUCUGAUUGCAGUCUCUCUGUGCCAGACUGGACACGACUCGGAAUGUCAAAGGCCAAUGGAUGGACACCCUGGGAAAUCAGGAAAAUGUCCACCAGGCUGUCACACUGUAGGAUCAUCAUCAAAAGAUACUAUCUGCAAGAAAUGUGGCCCAGAGACUUACAUAGAUGCAGACAGUGCACUAACAACAUGUCAUACUUGUAGAUCUUGUGAUGCUGGGACUAAUAAGAUUGUUAAGAGUGAAUGCACACCUCAGAAGAACCGAGUAUGUGGCUGCAAAGAUGGCUUUUACAGAACAUCCAACUCGGAGGAUGAUUUUUUCUGUAAGGAUUGUAAAAAGUGCACAAACUGCAGCUUGUGCCCUGAUUGUAAAGAUAAAUGCGAAAACGUGUCUUGCCAGCACGGCCAGUACUUGGAUUCGAAGGGGAAAUGCCAGCCAUGUCCCAAUAACCAAUGCAGUCACGAGUCCUGUAAGUCUUUCUGUAUAAAAGACGAGUCUGGAAAUUCGAGGUUGGAGCUUGUGAUCAUUCUGCCCAUUCUGCUGCUACUGCUGGUGCCUCCUGCUGUCCUCCUCAUUUGCUGGGCCUGUGGGAAGAGAAUGUCUUGCAGCUUGGUGUGUAAACAGAACAGAAUUUUACACACCGAACGUAAUGGAAUCCUACCACAUGUGCAAAUACCUGUUCAGCGUCAUGUACACGUUCAGAUGCCACCGAUCCUAAAUGUUGAACCUUCCCGAGAUACAGAGACAAGACAAGCACCAAGAUAUCACGACAUGGUCGAGGGCAACAUCGCAACUCCACUUAUUGGAAAUGGAGACUCAAAAGGAUGGAACAAGUACGAGGCGCAGAAAGAGACCUGGCCGGCUGCAAUGCUGUAUACCAUCAUCAAAGAGGUCCCCGUGCGGCGCUGGAAGGAGUUCUUGCGGCUGCUCUCGGUUUCUGAUGAUCAGAUGGAGAGAGUGGAGCUGGAGGCCGGACCCUCGUAUCUAGAGCGGCAGUACCAGAUGCUGAGACUGUGGAGCCAAAGGAGCGAGGUGGACCUGGAGAACAUCUACUCUACACUACACUACAUGGACCUGUCAGGCUGUGCCCAGGAACUGCAGAAGAAACUGCAGCAGCUACAGGAGGUUCUGAAGGUCGACAUGGGCACGACCUAAAUAGAUAAACCUGCAGUUACUGUUUUUCAGUUUCACUCCAGGUCCUGACCUCUCAAUGCUUAAGUGUUCUCAAGAGUGUACAUGUCCAAGGUUAAGUUUGGUUGAGUUUAUUGAACGGUUAACAGAAAGCACUGGACUUCAUUCAACAUGUGUCAGUUUACUAAGGAAGUUAAAUGAUGGCGACCCAAAUUAGUCACGGGUACAAUUAUUUUGUGUAAAUGACUUGAAAAACUACAGUGUACUGUAAGAGCAAAAUGACUAAGUAACAAUCCAGUGUAGCUCAUACUUUAUUUUUUAAAGAAAUCUUGAAUUAUAUUUUAAGGAAUGUCUGAAAUUGUAUAGUUAGUUGUGUUAGAUUAUAAUCACAUUUUGAUUGUAAUCAUGUUUCCAACAAUUAUAAGUUGCAUCACAGCGUAACUGAUGUAAGAACUAUGUAACAGUAUGUAACUACGGUACAUUAUACUUAACAUUAUUAUACUUAUGUAUGGAGUAACAUACAAUUAAAUCUAAAAGAGAUGGUAAGGGUGAAGCUGUGGAGGCACGCGCCUGGUAGUUGCCAGUCAUUUAUGAUAUUGCAGUGUUCCAGGUGUUAAUGUUUGUCCACAAAAUCCACAUAUUUCUGAAAUGAUUAAGAGUUACCAGGAUUAUGCAUCUGCCGCCACAGACGGUGAGCCGUGGGUGAAGUACAGUAUUUGACAUUUCAAAAAGUCAUGCCAGCACAUUUUGUGCUUAUACCACAAGUUGUCAUUCACAUUUCUUGUCUUGCCUUUUGUAUUUUUGUGUUUUUGUAUUGAUACUACAAGGUCCGGUUACAGCACACAGGCUGUGCUUUUAUUUUUAUUUGUCUGUAAUAGAACUGUUUGUGUCCAUGUAUAUUUGUGUGUGUGUGUAUGUGUGUGUGUGUGUGUGUGUAAGAGUGAACAAGGCUCAUAUCUACUUAGUGUACUCAAGUCCGCAGUGUCGGAGUCCCCAGGACACAUAAUGCAAAAGUCCCCACAUGAAGGACAGCUGUGGAUACUGGGCAGUGUGGUUACAGCUAGGAGCACGAAAGGAAAUCCCCACCCCUCCUUCUGUGAAGAUUAAUAUCAUGUACAUGAACCUUUGCUCUUCGUAGGCACAUUUCCCUCCGAGCUCACCACAAGAGCAGCGCAGGACGUCAGUGAAGCACGUAAACUGA
Molecule: messenger RNA, 2573 nt
Organism: Colossoma macropomum (tambaqui)
Lineage: Eukaryota; Metazoa; Chordata; Actinopteri; Characiformes; Serrasalmidae
Product: tumor necrosis factor receptor superfamily member 1A
Exons: 10
Coding region: 206-1396 (396 amino acids)
Biological process (GO): signal transduction; inflammatory response
Cellular component (GO): mitochondrion; signaling receptor complex; membrane raft
Molecular function (GO): tumor necrosis factor receptor activity; tumor necrosis factor binding
Source: RefSeq, a predicted model, not a curated record